Molecule: messenger RNA, 2159 nt
Organism: Anneissia japonica
Lineage: Eukaryota; Metazoa; Echinodermata; Crinoidea; Comatulida; Comatulidae
Product: histone H3.3A
Exons: 3
Coding region: 134-544 (136 amino acids)
Cellular component (GO): nucleosome
Molecular function (GO): DNA binding; structural constituent of chromatin; protein heterodimerization activity
Source: RefSeq, a predicted model, not a curated record
AAGAGCCAACUAUCUAAUAAUCAUAAGGAUUCAUUCAUUGUGUUUGUGUAUGCGAAACGAAAUAUAAUUUGACGUAAGUUGUCAGUAGUAGUACAUAAAUAUCUCCAAAAGUAGGCCUAUUUAAAAAUAGAAAAUGGCUCGUACCAAGCAAACAGCUCGUAAGUCCACUGGUGGUAAGGCCCCACGUAAGCAACUUGCCACCAAGGCUGCAAGAAAAAGUGCCCCAUCUACAGGAGGUGUAAAGAAGCCGCAUAGAUACAGGCCGGGAACUGUUGCACUUCGUGAAAUUCGUCGCUAUCAGAAGAGUACUGAAUUGCUGAUUAGGAAGCUGCCCUUCCAGCGUUUGGUCCGUGAAAUAGCACAGGAUUUCAAGACUGAUCUUCGAUUUCAGAGUGCUGCCAUUGGAGCUCUGCAGGAAGCCAGUGAAGCCUACUUGGUAGGACUUUUCGAGGACACCAACUUGUGCGCCAUUCAUGCUAAACGUGUGACCAUUAUGCCGAAAGAUAUCCAACUGGCCCGCAGAAUCAGAGGCGAGCGUGCUUAGGGCAGGCCAAUUGUUCAGUGGAGAAUUGCGUUCAAUAUUUCCAGCAUUUUGUGAUAUUUUUUUCAUUGAAUUGUCAGUUUUGUAUCUAGCAUAGAUAGUUGUAGAUUAAUGCAAAAUUUGUACAGUGUAUCCAAAAAUAUUAAUGGUUUUAACUUAUUGUUUCUGAAUUGCAGACUUUCAUUCAAAAUUGUUAAAAAGAAAAAAAAAACAAACAUUCUGUUGUGUGUUAUAACUUUAUCUACAAGGCUACAUUCAGACCUGACAUGUUAAUACUGGCGUGUGCUGCGCCGCCCACAAGUGCAUACCACUCGAUUAACGUUGCGCUAGUGUUACUCGUGUCUGAACAUAGCCUAAAACUCCUAACAUCAUUGUUGAAUGAGUAUUGAAAACAUGAUGAAGAGUUGGGAUGAGCUGCACUAGUCUACAGUAAUUAGUGUAAUUUAAAAAAAAGUAAUUUCAGUGAUGUUUUUUUGAACCAGAUUAUUUCACAUGAUAGACAGAAGCUAUCAAGGACACUUGAAUUAAGUACUGUAUGCUUGUGACCUAGUGUCAAUCAUGUAAAAUAAACUAGUCAUAAAUUUUCCAAUUUUUUUUUUGAGUGUUUAUAAUAUUUAGUGCUCCUUCGCCAGUCUAUUUUGUUAAGCCGCAGUCAUACUGUACUUAUUGCGGUAAAACUAACCAAAACGUUGAUUAUUUUUACCAUAAUUAAUCCAAUGCGUACAGCCCAAAAAAAAACAAACUAACCUUUAUGGAAAACCGAGAUGAGCUGUUAGUUUAACUGUGUGGAUUUCACCGAGCCAAAAAGUCCAAUGCGAACAUGCAUUUCAGUUAAACCUCCUGAGCCAUUCGAGUGUUACUCCAUGAAUUAUGUCACGGAUUUGUGCCCUAAUAGUUGAUUUUUCCAGUAAAACUAACUCAAAAAAUCCAAGUACUUGUACAGACAACGUUAAUACAUUGGAAUGAUACCCAUGGUCUUGGUAAAAAGUCCAGUGCGAUUGUGGCUUUAGUAACUAAAAAUAUGAGCCUACCAUUAUUGAUGAAGGCUAAAAUUUUGUAAGCCUAAGCUUAAAAGUAGUUAAUUUGUAUUCAAGAAAUGUAAAGUUUUUAAAAAAUUGUUUUUGCAGUCUACUGUUACAAAAUAAUAUUAAGUGUUUUAGUGAUAAUUAUCACAAGUUUUACCUCAAUCCUUUUCUGAAUAUACUCUCAAUUUUGAUAUAAGAAAACUUCAGGACCAAAUAAAUAUCAGGUUAUCAAGAAGAUAUUAAAAAGUACUAUGUGGAAAAAGACAAUAUUUCUAGCAGGUAGAUUGAUCGAACAAAAUCAUGCAAACUGACUCUAAAUCCUGUAGAUGAUACAGUAUUUAGUAACUUGUUCUCAUUUUCUGACAAAUUGUUCGUAUAUGCUUUUUGUAGGAACAAAACUCUAGUACUGUGUCAGUGUUUAUAAUGUUCUCCUUACCCUCUUGUCAAAUAAUGCAAUACUUCACCUGAUUAAAUGCAAUUAUGUCCCUUAAUAAUGUAAAAAAUACUAUCAUUAUCAUUUAGCGUGACGCCCAAAUGUGCGAUUCUUUUUCAGCUGUAUGUCCCAUUUCUCAAUUAAAUUGAUAUUUAGCCGA